AUAAAUAUAUAUACACAAUCAAUGUCUUCUCUUUUCUUACAAUCAUUAAUAGAAAAGGCAAAAGAAACACCCACUAUAAUUAAUAGCAAUAGUUUUAAUAACGAAAGUAAUAAUAAUAAAUAUGACACCAAAAAUACAACUAAUAAACAUCAAUUUUUAGACCAAACAAUUGACAACUUAAAUAAAGAAAUAGAAGAUUUGGAAAAUGAAAUAAGAUUACUAUCAAAUGGCACUGGUCAAAUAGAAGAAUUACAACAACAAAAUAGUAAUAUAGAUACUGAUAAUAUUAAUAAUAUGAAUGAUAAUAACAAUAAUAAUAACAUAGAUGAAAUCGAAAAUAUAAAACUAUUAUUAAAUAAAUUUUUACAAAAAACCAAUAAAAACUAUCAACAUCAAAAAUAUGACCACGAAGAUAUGAUGGAAGAAAGUGAAGAGAAUCUUUACUCAAAUUAUGAAACAGAAAAGAAAUUUAAAAACGAAACAUUAAUAAAACAUAACCAAUUAAUGGAAAACCUAACUGGAUAUAAAAUUAACUAUGGUAUGAAUAAAGUUUAUUUAGAUGAACCAUCAAUAGACGACAAUAAAAUAAAUAGUUAUACAGCAUAUAUAUUUAAAGGUCAAUGCAAUAAUAUAUUUUUUAAAAUUGAAUUCGUUGUAAAUAAUAAUAAUAAUAGUAAUAAUAAUACACCAUUUGUAAAAGAUUUAAUAAUAAAAGUUCCAUUACUUUAUCAAUUAAAUUUUAGAAAUUUAUUAAAUCAUUGCACCAAAACCAAAUCAUUGGGGUUAUUAUUAAAUUCAUUUCAAAAAACUUCAAAAACACUUUUAAAGAGAAAUCAAUUUUUCAAUUCUUUGUUUAUAAGCUUAUCAAAUAAAAAACAACAGGAAAAAAAUGAAUUGAUAGAAGAAAUAUCUAAUAGUUUUAUUUAUGACAGUAAGAUCAUUAGUAUACCUGGUGGUUAUUAUUCAAACUCUUUCAUAUUCCAUCCAGACCACGUCGAACCUAUAUUUUAUCUUUAUUGGGAUAUAAAGUAUGAUAUCGUUGAAGAACAAAUUAAAAAUGAUAUUCAAGUUAUCGCCAAUCCAUUGCUAUAUUCAAAGAACCAAGUCGAUCAAAUCCAAUUAAUUUUAAAUAGUCUUUCGGCAUACUCAAAAAUGAACAAUUCAAAUUUAAAUAACCUAUCCGAUUUAAUUAUAAUUGGCUUUAUAAAGCAAAAUCAAGAUAAAAAUAAACAUAAUAAAUAG
This is a messenger RNA of Dictyostelium purpureum, 1242 nucleotides long. RefSeq lists its product as uncharacterized. The annotation marks the transcript as partial. The transcript has a single exon. The record is from RefSeq and is a predicted model, not a curated record. Lineage: Eukaryota; Evosea; Eumycetozoa; Dictyosteliales; Dictyosteliaceae.